Molecule: messenger RNA, 7540 nt
Organism: Coturnix japonica (Japanese quail)
Lineage: Eukaryota; Metazoa; Chordata; Aves; Galliformes; Phasianidae
Source: RefSeq, a predicted model, not a curated record
GGGGCUGGGGGUGUGCGGGAGCACGGCCUGAAUGCACGGGGGGAAACGAUCGUUGUCGCAAGUUUCGCGUUCCCGGAGCGAGCGCUCGCCGCCCCCACCCCGCGGCUCACGGACACGUGCUGCGCUCCGUGCGGGCCCGCUGCGAUGCUCGGAGCGGUGUCAGCGCGGGGGGGCUGAGCUCGGGGUGCCGGGCCUCGGGGUGCGAGCAGAGCGUGCUCCGCUGACACUUGGCAGCGCUGCCACCCCCGAGGAAAUGCGGCGAGUCCAAACUGAGCGUAAUUGGUUAUGAAACAGAGAGAGUGAGCUGCACUUCGUAACCGCCGGCAGAUGCGCCUGCUUUCCUUAUCCAUUAUCCAUUAUCCAUCCCCGAAGCGCCUGCCGACAGGUUCAAAGUACCCCGGGUAGCCCCGAGCUGGGGCAGGCGGUGCGGAACCCGCAGCCGGGAGCAUCCCGACACCGUGUCCCCGAGCACCGCCGGCAGCGACGCGCUGAGCCCCGGCUGAGUCGGGAUCCCUGCGGGCUGGGAACGUUCGGGCUCCGUUCCCUCCGGGCUGGAUGUAAUGAGUAAUGAGGGGCUGCGGGGGUUCCCCCUGCCCCGUCCCGAACGUUCCUCUGCAUGUAAACCCGGGGUGAAUCCAUGGAGAUCAUCUGUGUGUGAGAUCGGGGCUGUACGCCGCAGUCGUGCAGGUUGUGGCACUGAUCCAGCGCUGAUCGAGGCUGAUUUUCAAGCGUGGAUACGUGGGUAAAUAACUGUGUGUGUAAAUACGCAGACAGGUAAACACGGUGAUGGGAAUGACGAUCCUCCUCGUUUUUCUUUCUAGUAAUACUGGGUUUGUUUUUUUUCCCCUUACUUGUUGAUGUGAUUUCUUCUUUCCUUGCAAAAUCUCAACUAAAGGAGAGGACGCCCCAGGCUGAGAAGUGCAGGGUGGGUUUGUUCCUUCUCCCCACCCCCACACCCCCAAAUUGCAGGGCUGGCAGGGCUGGAAGCUCUCCUAAUGAGUGCUAAUUGGCAGCAGAGCAGAGAUGCUCGCAGCCCUGGGAAAGCUCAGCCCACCAGAGGAGGGGAUUUUCCACCACCAUGAGCUCCUUUGGUGGGGUCUGACAGCCCAUGGAGCCCUCCCCAGCACCCAGCUGUGCAGGCAGGAGGGAAGCCCUGCCCCAAUCCCACCACGUUCGGGUAAAUUCCAGCCUAGGCAGCCUGAGUGGUGAUUGCAAACUGUGCUUAUUAGCAUGGGUACGAAGUGACCUGUGCAUUACAAGUACUGCAGGUGGAGAGAUGCUAUCAGGUGUUGCAGGGUGACACCUAAUCCCCUCCUCUGGUGCCGUUUUUCACCCUUUUCCUCCGUCCCCUGAUGCUGUCCGUGUUCCCAAACCCGUGUUGUGCUGCUGGUGGUGAUGGGGUACAGCCCUGUACCUGCACUGCCCUGUUGGGGUUUGUGCUGCUUGGCCCCGGAGCUCUGGCUCUGUGCUCUGUCAGUGUGCUGUGUUUAUGAGAAAGGACUUUGCUUUCCCAAGGUCACGCUCUGUGCCCGCAUUCUGCUGGUGCCCGGCCGUUAGCUCAGCCAGCAGUGCAGAACGUGGCUCUGGGGCAGUGACCACAGGUCCCCAAAGCUGUUUUGUUUCUCCACAUCUGAUCUGGGUUGGCUGCCUUUGGAGAGACCCGCUUCCCCAGCCAGGUUUGUUGUAUGCACCACGAGAUGACUUCAGGAGUGUGUUCCUGAUCCUAUUACAACAUGCUUUAUAUGUCCCAGCCAUUACAAGUGAAUAUCGUGUCAUAUUUUUGAAGGGACGAGUUUUAAUUCUAUUAAAUAGAUGCCAAAAGCUAUUAUCAUAUGGAAUAUCCAUUACUAUUAUGAGGAUUCAGAAAGCUUUACAAGCGCCCACAUUUGCUUUUUGUAGCUUCUCUGCUGGUUCAGAGAGAAGAUUCUCUCCUUAUUGGCCCAUCAGUUGUGUUAUAAUUGAAGUUCAGUGCUGCGGAUGGUGCUUCCCAUGGUGAAAGCAUUGUGCUUAAUGAAGAUUUGCAGCUCCCAGUGGCUCCGUUUGGGCACUGAGGCACCCACGUUCCCACUUACACAUGGGUUGUGCUGUUGGUAGAAAGCUGGGUCCCCUGCAGGUCUUAUAUAUGGCUUUUGGAAGGGGUCAGGAAGGGCUGCUUUGUGCCCGCUAUUGGGAUGAGUCAAACACUGCAAGCUUUGCUGGAAGUCCUCGGCUCUUCAUGGUGCUGCUGAUGCUGUGGGAGCUGCGGUGUGGCCCCGUGAAGGCUGGAGGUGUAAAUUAUUUGGAGGCAGUGUUUAAGAAAGCUCUAUAUUUAGUGCCUGCUGCUUAACAUCAGCCUGGCUCACUGCUGGCGACAGGCGCAGCCAUGGCUCUGCUCUCUCCUGCGUGCAGCACUAAAAUAUCCAUUGACUGCCCCUUUUCUGCAUCAUUACUGAUGUCCUUCCCUCCGUGAGGGGGAUGUUUUAUUAUUCCCAUUGUCUGUCCCCAUUGUAUUGCAGUCCCAUGCAUUUGAAGGUGGUGCUGUGAUGCUGGGGACUGUGCUCUGGUUUCCAUGUUCCCGGAGCUGUUAGUCCCUCUGUUCAGGAGUGUAGCAGUGUGUAUUUCUCCAUGAGAUGCUCCGUUUGUACCAGGCAUCCAUUCCCAUUUGUGUGCUGGCAAAACUCCUGGCCCAGUGCCUUCCUACCAGCUGGGGGCCCAACAUGGGAUGUGGUCAGUCCCCAGCAUGGCACAUGGGGAGGGGGCUGUGCGGUCCCUGCUGCCUUCGGUCCUCAGGGCACAGGGGCAUUGCCUUUCCCCCUGAUUUAUGCCUGUAGGGGAUGUGUGGAGAGUGUCCAGCUGCUGGAGACUCUGGGAGGAAAAAUGAAUGUAUAUUUUUUCCUCUUACUGUGCAUUCACGCUGUUGUAAAUGACUUGGCGCCUGGUGGGAAGGGAAUUGCACCCGUCGUGUUGGCUGGUGUUGGUGCCAGCUCAAACACCACCAGACGUGGCUUUCGUUUCCAUUUGCUGCCGGGCCGUUUUUCCUAUUUCCUCAGGGACAAACAGAGGGAUUGGGGCUUCUGUAGUGCCAGCAAUAGUGGGGAGCAUCCCACCCUGCACCCCCAGGCUCGCAGCAUCCCACCCCAUCCAGCAGGACUGUACAGAGAGCCGAAGCUGCGCCAGUUGCCAGGGAGGAAAAGGCAAAGUCAAAGCCAGCGCUGCUUUCUUCAAGCUGAGAUGUUGAGACAAAGCGCCUCUGACCCUGUCCUGUCCUUUCUCUCCAUCCCUUUCCGUCGUUUGUUUGUGAGGGAGUCCUUCCCCUGCCACUCCUAUUCCGGAGCCGCCGGCCGCAGCCCCUGCUGCUCUCAGCCCUUGUGGGGGAAAAUGCACUGAAACGGGAGCUUGGCCAGAGUAUGGCUGACAGCGACCUUUGCCUGGACUCUGAUGGACUCCGACGCAGGACUGCAUUACCAUGGUGAUGAUCUUAACCAAAACUCGGGAGAACAAAGGUGCUGACUCUGUAACAUGCAGGACUGAGCUGCACACUCCAAAGAUGAGUCAAGGACCUACCCUCUUCUCUUGUGGCAUUAUGGAAAAUGACAGAUGGGGAGACCUCAGCAGGAAAUGUCCACUGCAGAUUGAGCAGCCAGGCGCCAGCAUCUGGGACUGCCUGUCGGAUAAGGGUGAGGAGGGCACGUUGUGGCCACGGGAAGCCACCAGCACCUGCUCGGUGACCAACCUCAUCAAAGAGCUCAGCCUCAGCGAUCCUCACAGCAACCCAUCGGCACCACCCAGCAAGCGCCAGUGCCGCUCGCUGUCUUUUUCAGAUGAAAUGUCCAGCUGCAGGACAUCAUGGAGACCAUUGGGCUCCAAGGUCUGGACGCCGGUUGAGAAGAGGCGGUGUUACAGCGGGGGGAGCGUUCAACGCUACUCCAACGGCUCAGCCACCAUGCAGAGGAGCUCCAGCUUCAGCCUGCCGUCCCGCUCCCAUUCUCUGGCCUCAUCCUGCGACCACCGCCCGGGCUGCCCACCGAGGAGAUCAGGGGCUGGAGGUGAUGGCUGGAGCCCCGAGGGCGGCCGGGCGGACAUGCAGCGCUCCCUGUCCUGCUCUCACGACCGCUUCUCCUCCUCGGAGCCUGGCCCUCCCUCAGCCAGCAGCACGCCAGCAUCCACACCGCAGCUGGGCCGCCGUGCCGGUGGGCUGUGCCGCAGCCGCUCGCAGCCCUGCGUCCUCAAUGACAAGAAGGUGGGCGUCAAGCGGCGCCGGCCCCAGGAUGCACAGGAGCCACGGCCAUCGCUGGACCUGGCCAAGAUGACACAGAACCGCCAGACCUUCAACAGCCUUAGCAGCCUUAGCACAGCAGUGGAGGACAGCACCCAGCGGCUCCCCACCACCCGGCCAUGGACCACAGCCCCUCACUCCCCGGAGGUGAUGCCGGGCAGGACCCCCGCCUGCACCCCAGUGCCAGAGCCACACACACGGGGUGAGGAGCGUGGGGUGAGCCGGGACGACCUGUCCUGCGAGGAGUCUGAUGAGGGCGGUGGGAAGGAGGAGGAUGGGACCCCGUGGCAGGGCAGCGGGGCGGGCACCCAGAGCCCCUUCCAGCUGGAUGGAGAAAUAGACAUUGAGCAGAUUGAAAACAACUGAGGACGUGGGGCUCAACGUGCCACGGUCUGAGGCUCGCAGAGGGGAAGGGUCCCCUGGGGGUCAGCGCGGGUUGUGCCGCACUGCCCACAUCCCCCUGCCAGCUGGAGGGGAUGAAGCAGCUUUGCCAAAAUUUCAUCAGGUAUUUAGAGCAAUUUUGUGUGUGUGUGUGUGCGUGUGUGUGUGUGUAAAUCUUGAAAUUCUUUGUAACUACUGUAGCCAGAUAUCAGCUAGUUUGGGAAAACCGCCUGUCAGACCUUGGAGACCAGGGGGAUGGGGAUCACCAAACAACACACAUCCAUCAGUGAGAAAACAGCUUCUGCAAAGGUAGAACCGCGGCUGAUGGAUCCAGACAUGGCUUCCAGUUCACACGUGUGCUUGUUUGGAAAGCAAAAGGAAAAAACAAACAAACACCCCUGGGGAGGACUGGAAAACUGGGGGAAGAAAGAGAAAGUCAGCUGAGAUUUGCCAACCAUGUAGUGUUGAGGCCGGACUAGUGGUUGGGGCAGCUGUGAUGCCCAGAGCCCACACUGAUCCUCCAGCCCCUGGCGGUGCCAUCAGAUGGAAACCACGAUUCUUGCUGAAAUGUAUUGCUGGUAAGAGCUGGAUGGUUUUUUUUAAUACAGAUUUUUAAUUUUCCUUUUCCCGAUGAGGAUCCAGCAGCGCUCGGCCCCUCACCAACCAUUGCGUGGCUGCCACGCUCUUCUUGCUCUGACUGUGAAGUGGGUCCCUGUCCGAUGCCAUAGGAUUACUUGACAAAAGUAAGCUGUCAGAACGCUGAAAAUUCAGGUAGCAGCACUGAAAGCUUUUCCUCUCGCUGUGCCUUGUUAAAGCACAGAUAAAGCGGUGACCAUUUUGUUUGUACGAGAUACACUCCUCCAUGAAAUAAGCUGUCUGCCUGCUAACUGGUUUAGAAGGACACAUCCUGAUUAGUUUGUUUUUUUCCCCUUUUUGUUUCUUUUGUUUAAAUCUCUUGGAAAGCUGUACAUGCGGCUUCCAGCAUCUUCUGCAGGUUCCUUGGGGUUAUUUCCCAAGCUCUGCAAAAGCACAAAGGGAAAAUGAAGUGAUAGAUCCCAAUGGAUCCCAGCCCCUUUAGUAGGGGUCUUGCGUACAGACACCUCACUGGGAGUCUGUAAGCCAGAAGAGGCUGAGAGCGGCCAAUGCAGGUUUACUGAUCCCUAGUGUUACGUUACUGCACUUUUCCUGCGGGGUUUUGGGCGUUCCCCCAUCCCAUCCACUCAUAGCUUUAUUCCUGCUCAUGGCCAUGGUCAUCUCAGCUCCCUGCAGAGCGGCACCGGGGCCUUCUCCUGUUGGGGAAUCCUCCAUCUCUCUUCAAGUGUCUCUCAAUGCGUUGCUGAAAACAACCCACCCUGGCUGCACUGCCCUGGUGGGAGGCCCAUAGCCCGGAGCUGGGUAUAACCCUAUGUAUUGAGGGCCUUUGGGAUGUUGGCAUCUGCCAGACCGUGUCCCCAGGAGCAAUGCAACCCCAUUUUGGCUUUGAGUCUUCCUGAUGUUCCAAACCCCCAUAACAGCCCCGUGCUCCCACAGAGCUCAGGGCACGCUCGCCUAUGCACACGUGGGGCUGUAACCACAAGGGCUCUUUUCUCCCUCCAAGGGCUGCUACCUAGGACAUGCUCACCCCAUGCAGUAGGACGGUGACCGAGCGGCCGCCGGCUGUACCCGACACAGACGUAGCAUACAGUUUACAUACAGCACAACACGUUUUGCCUUACUAAAGACGCUUCUCCAAUGAGUAAUGGCCUUAUACCGGGCACAUUAGCUUAGAUACAGACUGCAGUGACGGUUUGUAGGCCACAGUGGUGUUCUGUUGGGUGAUUUUCUGUUGGUUUCGUAUGAUUUCAUGUACUUGUUUUCAGUUCGAGAAAGCCUUACUUUAAAAAACAGAAAAAAAGAAAGAAAAAAAAAAUCUCUCUCUCUGUAGAGGUAAAAACAGUUGUGGAUUUAUAUAUAUAUAAAUAUAUAUAUAAAUAAUAAUAAAAAAAAAUAUUAAAUAUAAUAUAGUACGUGCCUCAGAUCCAGGGGACAUCCUGUUGAUUGUAGUCAGAUGCGGUGCGAGUUCCAUGAGAGCUGUGCAGCCCAGGGGCUCCCGGGGCUCCUCUGGUUGUUAGAGGACCUCACUGGUGCCACUGGGGACCCCUGCAGCAAAGCCCUGCCAGAAGGUGGUACUGCAGUGCAAGUGGAGGCCUUUGCUUGCAGCCCGCAGGCUCGUGGUUGUGAAGAUGCCCGUGGCUUGUUGAAGGCCUGACCCAAUCCGACAGCUUUGGGAUGACAGCAAGCCGUGGCAUCAGCAAUAAGAUUGCAGCAGUAAGGAAAGAAAGGGUUUGGAUAGGGAAAAUGCUUAGCACCGGUAAGACACGCACGUGUUUCGAACCUGUUCUAAGGAAGAUUACAUCUUGGGACAAAAUGAUGGGAAGAAGUGUUUGUAACAUAGAUUGUAAUGUUUCACGUUAUAGCGUAGCCUCCUUGGCCAAUACAGUUGUGUUUUCAGUGCUUUGUUUCAAAGCUCCUGGCUGAACAGGAUAACAGACUGACGUAGGAUAUAAUAGGAUUGUAGCAGUGCUUUACAGAGUUUUAUGUUUUCGAUGUGGAAGAAAAUCAAAAGAAGAGGAUGGCCAAAAAAAAAAUUAAAAUAUAUUAAAAAAUCAACAAAAAAAAAACCACAACAGAAAGGAAUACAACAACAACAAAAAGCCUUCUGAAGCUCUGCCCUGUCGUAGCAACAUCUCUGCACACUGCACAAGCGCAGAGGUACGUCGUGCCCGGGCCAUUGCAGGUGGCUUUGGGGUGGGCGAGAAGACUGCUGACCUGUCCCCUCUCCAUGACUUGAUUGCACUAGAGCAGCUCAGUCUCAGGAAAUUGCUUGUUACUUUUACUGUGUAAAUAAAGCUUCCUGGUUCCGUA